AACAAUACCCUUCAGCGCCAAGCGGAAAUUGAAGAGAGAAGAGUUAUCAUAGUUUCAGUUUUUUAAAAAAAGAUACAACGAUGAAGAUGCGAUUCGCAGUGGUUGCCUCGCUGGCAACAGUCAUGUCAUUUCUUUGCGAGGAAUCGAUUGCUUCGGACGACGGUUCAGAUAUUUCCAACGGCAUUGUUUACUCGGCUUUCGAUAGCGCUUCUUGGGCAGUCACUUCGAGAUUUCUUUCUCCUSUAUUAGGAGCCGACAAGCAGUCUUUGUACGAUGAUUUUAUGGCAGAUUGUGACGAGGCGAUGAAAGAGGAUGCGGGGUAUUGCUCUCGAAAYGAUGAAUACCGAACGAGAAUGAACCGCUCUCAACCAAGCUCAGUAUAUAACUAUACAAAAACUGGAUUUGCCAAGACAAGAGUUCCGCCGGAUCUUUAUAAGUUGAUAAAGGAAUUCUUUGACGAAAAYCGCCAUCAUGCAGAGGUCGAAUGGAAGCACUACAAUACAUACCACAAUGCAUGGGAGUCACCCCCCACAAUUGUGCACUUGGCGCAGGAACACAUGGGUGGAUCCAUAAGUUUGAUAACCGAAAUCGAAAAAAAAGUGACACCAAUUUUAGAAGAGUGGACGGGUCAGCGUUUGUCACCUGUAAGUUAGUACCUUGCAUUUUCCCGAGCAAUCWACAAUGUUCGUCCACUUCUUAGUCUCUUGGAACUGCAGGGUCAAAGGGAAGUGCAAGUGCGAUGAUUCGACUCACACAUUUUUUGUACAAUGUGACCCUUGAUUCAUGGUUCGGAAUAGGUGUCUACGUAUGGUGUUCGGCUCUACCACAAUAAUUCCAUUUUGACGCCUCACGUCGAUAGAAUGCCACUGGUGACAUCUGUAAUCAGUAAGUUUAUUUCAUAGUUCUCCAGCGACGAAUGAUACGUGAUGUAUGRUUAGCGACUAUACCUCGAAAAUAAGCAAAUAACAUUUUUCGGUUGUUUUUCGGCCCUGUGGAACGCAGUUCAAGUCGAUCAAGAUGUAGAUGAACCAUGGCCACUCGAGGUAUAUGGYCAUGAUGGCAUUGCAACAAACGUGACCAUGGAACCAGGUAAGCUGAUGAACGUUUAGGAUURAGUACUGAGGAAGGUACAAUAUUUAUUCAUCCAAUGAAAUCACGAUAAUCAAUAAUCUUUUUUUGACGUGAACACUGUUUGUUCAGGUGAUAUGGUAUUAUACGAAAGUCACUCUGUCAUUCAUGGAAGGUGAGUUAUGUUUUGUUCUGUUGUGUUCUAUUGUCAUAUUUCUCYAUUGUUUCAGCCUAUCAUGCUCAUCACUACUAAUUAUUUUCUGUUCAAAUUUCGUAGACCUUUUCCCAUGGUUGGUAAUUAUUUUGCCAACUGUUUCAUUCAUUUCGAGCCGUACGAACCCAUCGAAUCAGAGGGGUAUUCGUAUGAGCCGGAGACUGACAUUCCACCUUAUCUUAUACCUGGUUCUGCAUGGGAAGCAGAAUGGUGGAAAUUAAAUCCUGAAGGAUGGACAGGUGUAAGUUAUUUUUUUCUACAAUUCGGAGUACAGAUUAUGAGCUAUCCAAUCAAUUGUUUUUYGUGUUUCAUGAUUCAUUUCAAAAACUUACCUACUUCUUCAUUUCAGAAAWCAAAAACMGCAUCCACACUAGAACUCAGAAAGGUCGCAAUCAAAGGAGACACAAUCCGAUUCAGGUCAAURGUCAAUGCGAACCCAGAUCUGUUGCAUGCUCAAGAUAAAAAUGGAUGGACAGUCAUCCACGAAGCGGCACGAAGUGGAGACGUUGAAAUAAUCGAGCUCAUMCUAGAGCUAGGCGUCGACAUGAACCUUCUGACAGACCACGGCUUUUCACCCUUGCGCGUCGCUCGGGAAUUUGGCGAGAAUGCGGAGGUGAUAAAGUAUUUCGAAAGUAUCGGGGCCAAAGAUAUUAAAUUCGACGAAGAACUAUGAAUAAAUGUAGGAAAAACACGGGGAAAUAAAUCACSYAUGUUACCGUUUGGCUGAUAAGAAYGUCGAAAUUCAAAAYAGGAUAGGAAGUUUUGUAACUAUAGAGAAAGAUAUUUGCUACUCGAUAACAUAAAGUCCAGUCUGCGAUGUACAGUGGAAGUCGCGAGACAAAAGACAAUAAAUUACUGGAAUGCGUCAGGCUCAUCGAAAAAACUAGCUGGCUUUUUCUCCUCGUCUUCCUUCUUCGAUUCUGUCGUAGGGAUCAAUUCAUCUGCAGGAAUGCCAUCCUCUUCUUCUGUUAGUGACUCGCUAUCGGAAGAAAACAGCCCCCGAAGACUCUUUUUKGUUUURAGACGUGUUACCUCGGCCUGCAUAAAAUAUUUCAAAAGUUUACAUCGAGCUGAGUGGUCCUUGGCCUCCAAAACCUUUUGCAUCGUAAGCGAUGACUCGAGUACCAAGGGUUGGAGCUCAAUAGCCAUGCGUUUUUGUAGUUCCUGUAGUUCGAGCUGGAGUUCGGGCGACAAGUCACCAAAUCCAAUGGCACUAGGGAGUUCAUCUUGUUUGAGACCCCUUUCUUUCUGUAGAAAUUUUUUCAAUUUCUCUUGGAAUUCUUGCUGCAGCUCGUUUUGACGCGAAACAAGUCGUUGUUCUAUGAAACUUUGCCACAACCUGAUUGUUUGCCAGAGUCCGUCCUCGCCUGCUCCGUCACUGACCGCAAGAGUGGACUUGGCCGCAUUCGUGAACCGCACGUCUUCCUCUAACUCGUGUUGCAGAUCCACAACCUUCGAAAAGAUGAUUCGCAAAUCGUUCUCGUCUUUCGUGGUUGCAGCUGCUACUACGGCACCGUAUGGAUUGCCUGCCAUUGGUUCAUCUUUUGGCUCGUCGUCCUUGCCCGAAUCGUCGAUAAUGGUUCCCUCGGCCUUCAAGUAGGACUCUCGGGUCUCCCAAACCUCUGGAUUCAAAAUUUUGUUGAUGGUGACCCGGCCCGUCACUUUGUGGUUGCAAAUGUAUUUGAUCUGAUCCUGAGUCUGUUCACUUACUUC
Molecule: messenger RNA, 2995 nt
Organism: Pseudo-nitzschia multistriata
Lineage: Eukaryota; Bacillariophyta; Bacillariophyceae; Bacillariales; Bacillariaceae
Source: the annotation of a GenBank genome assembly